Molecule: messenger RNA, 900 nt
Organism: Lachancea lanzarotensis
Lineage: Eukaryota; Fungi; Ascomycota; Saccharomycetes; Saccharomycetales; Saccharomycetaceae
Gene: RRT5
Product: LALA0S01e14950g1_1
Exons: 1
Coding region: 1-900 (299 amino acids)
Cellular component (GO): cytoplasm; nucleus; ribonucleoprotein complex
Molecular function (GO): mRNA binding
Source: RefSeq, a predicted model, not a curated record
AUGAGUACUGAAGUUUUGGCUCGACGGGCAUCUACAGAGCUUGAGGUUCCAGCAGGAGUAACGGCUUCUGGGGAAAUUAAGCGGAUCUACAUUUCGAAUCUGGACUUUGAAACGAACGAAGAGGAGUUGAAACAGUUUCUGCAAGAUUUCAACGUGCUCACCGUGCUGAUACCAAGCCAAACUAUCCGUGGGUUCAGAAAUAAUAGCGUAAAACCGCUAGGAAUCGGAUAUGCAGAUUUUGCCACAGUUGGAGACGCCCAAAAAGCCAUAGAGUUGCUGAAUGGUCAGAAACUCCACGAUCGGGCCCUGAAAAUCAAGAUGUAUGUUCCGCUGACGGCAAAACGCAAAGAACGUCGUAGUUCCAAGAAACACACAAAUCCAACACAAUCGGCCGCUGAAGAACAACCACUCGAUACAGAGGCUACAGAGGCUACAGAGGCCAACACCACUGCUCCUUUACCCACCCAUGGCUCGAAAUCGAUUCAAGAACCUGUGGCCUCAGACACCCUAUAUUGUGCAUAUCUACCUUCCAACGUCACCGACGUGGAAUUACGUGAGUUUUUCGCGGAUUACGACCCUCAAGACAUCUACGUGUAUCGUAGCAGUGUGUCCAAACACCGCAUACACCUGUACCGACGUUUCACUGCGGCUUUAGUCACAUUGGGCGCCCCAGACUCGCUAGAAAACGCUAUAACGCAGCUUUCGAAGCAGAAGCUAAUGGGUAAGAAGAUAACUUUGAGGCCCGCCAGGCUAUCCAAAAUUCAAGAGGUCAAGAAAGCCGCUGCAAAGAAACAUGAGUUGGAACAGGUUCAAAACCGGAAAAAGUCUAUAGCUGAGGCAUCAGAUGCCAUUGUGGAAAACCAGGAGUUGGAAACGAGAGAGACCGAAGGCUCGAGCUAA